UUGCAUUGCAUCCUACAAAGAAACAAUAGAGCCUGGAGGGCAAGAGGCUGACAAAAACACCACAGAGAGAGAGAGAGAGAGAGAGAUGAUUUCGGUGUUUUGGUGCGUAGUGACGUUUAUGGUGAUUGUUGCAACGGCUGUGUGCACAAGGAGAAACACGACAAGAGAGGCGAAACAGAGGAAAAGAAGGGCAGAACUUCCACCGGGUUCGAUGGGAUUGCCUUACAUUGGUGAGACCCUUCAGCUUUAUUCUCAAGACCCUAACGUCUUUUUCGCGGCGAAACAAAAGAGAUAUGGCGAAAUAUUCAAGAUGCAUAUUCUCGGGUGCCCGUGCGUGAUGCUGGCCAGCCCCGAGGCUGCAAGGUUCGUCCUCGUGACGGAGGCUCAUCUGUUCAGGCCGACGUACCCGAAGAGCAAAGAGCAUCUCAUUGGUCCGUCGGCUCUCUUCUUUCACCAAGGAGACUACCAUUUGAGGGUUAGGAAACUCGUUCAGGGCUCUCUAUCUUUGGACACAGUCCGAAGGCUCGUGGGAGAUAUCGACCACUUGGCCACCGUCCGAAGACUCGUGGGAGAUAUCGCCCACUUGGCUACCGUUCUUCUCGACUCUUGGGGCGAGAGGGAGGCCGUUACCGUCUUCUCCGAACUCAAAAAGUUUUCAUUUGAAGUAGGAAUCUUGGCAAUCUUUGGAAACAUUGAAAGUCAUUACAGAGAAGAGCUCAAGAAGAAUUACUCCACAGUAGACAAAGGCUACAAUUCCUUCCCCACAGUUCUUCCUGGGACCUCUUACAGAAAAGCCGUUCUGGCGAGGAAGAGGCUGAACCAGAUCUUAGCAGAAAUAAUUUGUGAAAGGAAAGAGAAGAGGCUUGAGGAGAAUGACCUGUUGGGAAGUCUACUGAACUCCAAAGAUGAGAGAGGUGAGGCUCUUAGAGAAGAUCAGAUCGCCGAUAACAUCAUCGGGGUUCUGUUUGCUGCACAGGACACAACCGCAAGCGCCAUGACAUGGAUCGUCAAGUACCUACAUGACAACCAGAAAGUUCUAGCAGCAGUCAAGGCCGAACAAAAGGCGAUACAGGAAAUGAAUGGCUACGGGAGACAACCGCUGACCUGGUCACAAACCAGGAACAUGUCCGUGACUUACAAGGUGGUGUUGGAGAGCUUGAGGAUGGCGAGCAUAAUAUCUUUCACCUUCAGAGAAGCAGUAGCUGAUGUUGAGUACAAAGGAUAUCUGAUUCCAAAGGGAUGGAAGGUGAUGCCAUUGUUCAGGAACAUACAUCACAACCCCGGCUUCUUCGCUGAUCCUGAAAAGUUUGAUCCUUCCCGUUUCGAGGAAACGCCCAAACCCUAUACGUUCAUGCCUUUCGGAAAUGGAGUACACUCAUGUCCAGGGAAUGAACUGGCCAAGUUGGAGAUGCUGAUAAUAACACAUCAUUUGACAUCCAGGUUCAGGUGGGAAGUAUUAGGAUCACAAAGUGGGAUCCAGUACAGUCCAUUCCCGGUCCCCCUACAUGGUUUACCAACCAGAUUCUGGAAAGAAUCUGCAGCCUAAUGGAUCCACAAUUUCAUUAAACCCCGAAAAUGAAAGAUUACUCCAAUAACAAAUGCCUUUCCCAAGGGUUCGUUCUUUUCCCAUUUCCAUCAGGAAAACGAUCCGAGGGAAGGAGCAAUCUCUACCGCUAAUUUUCAUCUCAUUUUCAAUUGUGUUCUCUAAGUUUUUUUUUAAAUGUAAAAAUCAUCAGAUUUUUAGCCAAUUCACAAGAUUCUAUUACAUUCUAAGAAGCCAAAGUGACCAGAGACAGGAGAGCGUACCUUUAUUGUCUUUUGUUAGAUCUGAAAUCUCUCUUGUGCAAUUUCCAGAAUAUGUGACUAAUACAGCUUCAUGUUCUGUCA
Messenger RNA from Tarenaya hassleriana, 1887 nucleotides. RefSeq names its product abscisic acid 8'-hydroxylase 4-like. The record is from RefSeq and is a predicted model, not a curated record. NCBI's taxonomy places the organism in Eukaryota, Viridiplantae, Streptophyta, Magnoliopsida, Brassicales, Cleomaceae. The transcript is spliced from 10 exons. Gene Ontology annotation, biological process: sterol metabolic process. Gene Ontology annotation, molecular function: heme binding; iron ion binding; (+)-abscisic acid 8'-hydroxylase activity. Bases 86 to 1546 code for a protein of 486 amino acids.